This is a messenger RNA of Botrytis deweyae, 2895 nucleotides long. RefSeq lists its product as uncharacterized. Gene Ontology annotation, cellular component: endoplasmic reticulum; membrane. The transcript is spliced from 3 exons. NCBI's taxonomy places the organism in Eukaryota, Fungi, Ascomycota, Leotiomycetes, Helotiales, Sclerotiniaceae. Gene Ontology annotation, biological process: transmembrane transport. The record is from RefSeq and is a predicted model, not a curated record. Bases 797 to 2464 code for a protein of 555 amino acids.
AGAACUCAAGAACUCAAGAACUCAAGAACUCGAGAACUCGAGAACUCGAGAACUCAAGAACUCAAGAACUCAAGAACUCAAGAACUCAAGAACUCAAGAACUCAAGAACUUCUCACCAACUCUCAAUAUCAAACCGUCUGAUCAUCAUAUACAUACCCAGUCCCGUCAUAAGCAUAAGCAUAAGCACAAGCACUUUACUUAUUCAUAUUCCUUGUCAUCAUCAUCGCCCUUUCAUUCGUCAAUGUUAUUUGUCCACGCGGCGACGUGCUCAGACUUGGUCCAAAAAUUGAAUGGCUGAGAACGGAUCAACAUCCACAUCUUCCGUAAGUAAUCAUUUACCAAGGUACGGUACAGGACGCAGUCUAGCUACUUAUUCCACCAUACCAUCCUUGGCCUUAUCGCAUUUGCAAAAUUCAGGUCCGGCCCAAGAAAAGCUAAAACCACGUCAGGUUUGCCCAGUCGUUACACAGCCGCCGUCGCUCAAUAUUUCUCAUUCAAUAGCUUGAGGGAGAAAAGAAAGAAGGAGAAGAAGAAGAAGAAGAAGAAGAAAGGAGUAAAAUAGAGAAGCUGAUUGCGCUUCACUUCAUCAAUAUAUUUGAUUGUCUUCCAUUCACGCCGAACAAUCUCACAAACUUAAUUCAAACAUACGAAAAACAUUAUCAAACUUCUUCAAAGAUUGUUUGAAACCUCAAUUGUCGAAGAGGACGAAAGUACCUCGAUUAUCAACAACCUCACAUACUUCGUCCAAUUUCUAUCGCAGACAUUGGUUUGAUCGUUCGAUCCCGUUAAAAUCAUCAUGGGAUUAUUCACAUCACCUACUUCCUUUCGACUGGCCAAUCUAGCUACCAAUAACGAUGUCGGCGCAUCUUCUAUCUCAACACGAUCCCUAACAGAUGUCGCGUUCGGCACUAUGGCAAAUGACCAUUCUUCACAUCCUGCCCUUGGUCAUCUUAUACUAUUAGUCUUCGAAGCCGUCAUGGAAGUCGUAUGUGUUAGUUUACCCGGUUAUAUCGUGGCAAGACAAGGAAUGUUCGAUGCAGACAAACAGAAGUUUGUUGCAAAUCUCAAUGUUGCGCUCUUCACACCUUGUUUGAUCUUCACCAAAUUGGCAUCUCAAUUGACGGCAGAUAAAUUGGUCGAACUUGCAGUCAUCCCAGUUAUCUUCAUCGUGCAAACAUUGGUCUCAUAUCUAGUUUCGGUAGGGGUUGGUAAGGCAUUUGGGUUUGGAAAGAGACCGGCCAACUUUGUUACUGCGAUGGGUGUAUUCGGAAAUUCAAACUCUUUACCCAUUUCCCUCGUCAUUUCAUUGUCGCAAACAUUAAAAGGUUUACAUUGGGACAAAAUACCUGGAGAUAACGACGAUGAAGUUGGCGCAAGAGGUAUCCUAUACCUUCUCAUCUUUCAACAAUUAGGUCAACUAGUUCGUUGGAGUUGGGGUUAUCAUGUUUUACUUGCACCACCCGAAACCUAUAAGGAUGAAGAAGAAGGACGAUACAGAGAUGAACCUGUUCUAAUCCCUGGAUUGGAUGGCGAAGAAGAUAAUGAUGAUAAUGGUGAAUCGUCCUCGAAUUCUUCCAAUUUCGGUGGCAGAACACCAGUUACCCACGCUUUACAUGACAAUUCCGAUGAAGAAGAACCUGCAAAAUUACCUGGUAUCAUGGCCACACCUACGAAUGGAAAUCACUUACCAGGCAACAAUAAUGAUAUAACUUCAUUCCCAAGUAUUCGAACACCACCAUCCGAAGAGGAAUUAGAAAUUCCAGAUGGAAUUCGAGGUUGGAUCCCUAGGGCAAAAUUCCAUACUAAACGAACCGUCGCUAAAGCAUCUCAUCAUACCUAUCAUGCUUUACCAACUCCUGCUCAAGGACUCGUCACGAAAGUUUCAAAUUCUACCAACAGAUUUUUAAAUGGUCUUUGGGAAUUCAUGAAUCCCCCCCUCUGGGCUAUGCUUCUCGCUGUGAUUGUCGCAUCUAUUCCAAAACUUCAACACCUUUUCUUCGCUGAGGGAUCUUUCAUCGCCAACUCCGUUACACGAGCCGUCUCUCAAUCAGGAGGUGUCGCCGUUCCCCUCAUCUUAGUCGUCCUCGGUGCGAACCUUGCUAGAAAUACACUUCCUCAACAUGUUCUCGACGAAAACUCAGAAGAGAAUCAAAUUGGCACAAAACUUCUCAUCGCUUCCUUGAUCUCCAGAAUGUUACUUCCAACAUUGAUCAUGGCACCACUUUUAGCUUUAACAGCAAAAUAUGUUCCAGUUAGCAUAUUGGAUGAUCCAAUUUUCGUCAUCGUCUGCUUCUUGUUGACAGGUGCACCUAGUGCUUUGCAAUUGGCGCAGAUUUGUCAAAUCAAUGGGGUUUAUGAGGGAGUGAUGAGUAAAUUACUUUUCCAAAGUUAUGUUAUUUGGAUUUUGCCAAGUACAUUGAUUCUGGUUAUGUGUGCCUUGGAGGUUGUGGAAUGGGCUGCUUAGGUUGAGUGUUGAUGAGACGAGUGCUUUGAGUUGUGUGUCCGGAAAAGGGGCAUUCGAUUGAAGGUUGAAUGAUGAGAUGGAAGUGGAAUCCAUUCACGAGUCAAGUGGAUGGAAAAUUCGAAACGAAAAACAAAUAAACUGUACACGAUAGGCAUACAUGGAUAAGGCUUGCGCCAGGAAAACCAUAUGGAAUUGUAUAUUUAUUAGGUGGAUGAAAGGUUGCAUCAGCGUGGCUCGGCGUUUUUGGGAUAUUAUUUUAUUUUAAUUUGAUCAAUGCAGGGUAUGGCAAUGAUGUACUUGUAAUGCGCACAUGUUGUGGAUUUUAGAAUGGGGUAGCUAGAGGGAAAGGAGGAGGAGAGGAGGAGCUUAAUCACGAUACCAUAAAAUACGUUUGAGAAGUUGAUAAUAGCUACCUACCUUGCAAUCAAUCA